Molecule: messenger RNA, 6379 nt
Organism: Chara braunii
Lineage: Eukaryota; Viridiplantae; Streptophyta; Charophyceae; Charales; Characeae
Source: the annotation of a GenBank genome assembly
CCGUGCAAACAGUCGUCCCGGGCAUGCCCGUGCAAGUCGUGAUAGCGGUAGUUCGACUGGGUCAAUGGCGGAGUUCCGAGAGGUCUCUGCGAGCAGUCUUACGGGCGAUGGCCACGGAUGUCGAGACAUGUCUGCCACUGCAGACAGUCCUGAUCUACCCUGCGACGGGGAAAGAAGCCCUCUUUGGAACUCAGCGGAGGCCCGAAAUGAGAGGAAUGCGUUGGAGAAGGGAAAUACAAGGAUGAGGGGGGGGGACCGUCCUAGAGAACAACAAGAUGGCGGCGCCGGCCGUGGCACUGGUUCAGGUGGCCAUGGUGGUCGCGGUGACGGUGGAUUUGAAAGAAGGAACUCUGCCGCCAGUGAAGGGAUUUCAGAUUUUCCUAGCACCGGCGCAGCGGACAGGUUCACUCCGGCGGACAGGGACGGGUGCUCCUACUGGAAUCCGGGGGAGGAGCGAAAGGAGGGAAUGAGGGAUUCGGACAGUCCCGGAGAACCGCCAUGUGGCGGCAGCGGCCGUGGCAAUGGUGCAGGUGGUUAUGGUGGCGGCGGUGAAAUUUGGAACUCGGCCACUUGUCAAGCCACCUCAGAUCUGCCUCUUGCAGGCGGAGUAGACAGGUUCACUUCAGCGAACAGGGACGGGUGCCCUCUCUGGAAACCGGAGGAAGAGCGAAAUGAGAGGAUGAGGGAUUUGGAGCAUCCCGGAGAAGAACAAUUCGGCGGCGGCGGCGGCGGCGGCCGCAGCCGUGGCAGUAGUGCAGGUGGUUAUGGUGGUCGUGGUGAGGGUGGAUUGGACAUAAGGAGAGAGGGAGAGAGGGCACACACCUCAGAUCUGCCUGAUGCCGGCGCAUCCAACAGGUUCACUCCAGCGAACAGAGACGGGCGCCCUCCCUGGAUUCCGGGGGAGGGGCGAGAUGACAGGAUGAGGGAUAUGGAGCGUCCUGGAGAACAUGAAUGCGUUGGCGGGGGCGGCCGUGGCCGUGGUGCAGGUGGUUAUGAUGACCGUGGUGACGGUGGACUGGAAAGGAGAGAGGGAGAGGGGGCACGCACUUCAGAUCUGCCUGAUGCCGGGGCAGCCGAGAGGUUCACUCCAGCGAACAGGGCCGGGUGCAAUCCCUGGAAUCCGGGGCAGGAGCGAAAUGAGAGGAUGAGGGAUUCGGACCGUCGCAGAGAACAAGAAUUCGGCGCUGCCGGGGGCGUCGGUGGCGGUCGUGGCGGUGGUGCAAGUGGUUAUUAUGGUCGCGCUGACAGUGGAUUCGAAAAUUGGAACUCUGCCAGCAGUGAAGGCCCUGUAUAUGUGCCUCAUGCCUGCGGAGCCGACAGGUUCACUCCAGCCAACAGGGACCCUCGCUGGAACUCCUGGGAGGAGCAACAGGAGAGGCAGAGGGAUUUGGACCGUCGCGGAGAACAACAAUGCGGAAGCGGCGGCGGCGGCGGCCGUGGCAGUGGUGCAGGUGGUUAUGGUGGUGGUGGUUACGGUGGAUCCGACAGAAGGAACAAUGCCACCAGGGACGGCACUUCAGUUCUGCCUGGUGCCGGCGCAGUCGAUAGGUUCUUUCCGACGGACAGGGACGGGUACCCUCGCUUGAACUACCAAGAGGAGCGACAUGAGAGGAUGAGGGAUUUGGACAGUCCCGGAGGGCAACAGUACGGCACCGGAGGUCGUGGCAGAGCUGGUGGUCAGGUUUUCAAACUGAGCUCUCAGGUGAUCAAACUGAGCGCUCUAGGGCGCGUGGCCCGUCUCGGAGACCUGUACGACAUAUGCACCGACACGUUCUGCCAAGACUAUGGCCAGAGCGUCAGAGCCCUGUCGACGGACCGCUUCAGCCAGGUCACGAAGGCAUGUCCAUCACUUAAUGUGAGUUACGUACUCGAUGACGGUGCAUCAACAAGGUUUCAAACCCUGGGUGUCAGCUCUCAGCUCAAGCUGAGCAUACUUGGCCGUCUGUUCUCUCCUGAGGGAGCAGGAAGAUACUUAGUGGAUAGAAGCCCGGCUACAGGCGGAGAGACGGGGGGCGUCAAGGCGACUCUCUUCUGCCAGGUCAUCGCGAGCGAGCACCAGUUCGACCUCUGCUCCGCUUCCCCUCAAGAGCUGUCGAGAGAGGUCGAGCACGUCCUCGACAGAAAUGGCCACGCCACGGCGAGGGCUACUCAUUUUGUGAGGGGGAUCGUGUUUGGGGCUACCCUCGUGGCGUCCGUAACUUCGGGCCGGCCACGUGGGAAUCGUGCAAUGUCUUCAAUGGAUCGCCUUCGGGCGCACCUGAGCAGACGUCUAGCUGGCCUUCAGGCAUCGAUGAACCAUCUCGAGGGUCAUCCUGGCCGGCGCGAGGACUGGGUGGGCGGAGGCCAAGAGGAAGACGAAGACGACAGGGCUUUCAGUGUGAGGAUCUUUGCCGACUUCCUUCAGCAAGGACGUGAGCGAGGGACUCCUAGAACCCUGCGAGACCUGGAAGACGAUCUGAGGUACGCUGCACAAAUUCGCGCGCAGAAUCAAGGGCAGGCUGUUCCCGUCAUCAUCUACUUGUCGCCGUUAUCGGAUGUGCUGCACUCCACGACUGCUGGCAGACGGCUACCGUGGGAUGGUCCAUCGCAGCUGCCACUGCAUCCGGACGAAGACACCAUCGCUAGAACCGAGCUACUUCUCCAGGAGCUUAAUGACGUUCAGGCAGAGGUGGAUUCCCUCCUCUACGACAUGGAUAGCGCCAUACGCUGUUGUGGCAAACAUGCGAUCAACGUUUCGGACAUCUAUUGCGUGUGGGACGUAAGGGGAAGACUAUCAAGCAGACUGGAAGAACUCGUCCAGCAGGUGCGUGAGCUGACAGUCGGCAUUCGGAGAUCGCAGGGGAGGCAGGACUCGAGUGCAAUGAGGUCGAUGUUGGAGGCCUUCCGGUUCAGGUUGGGGUUACCUAGCCUGCGCGAUCUGCUGGCGGCACGAAGGGCUUGUUUCGAGGAGAGGAGGGCGUUCCUCAAUGACCUCCAACGCAACGGCAUCACCUUCACCGCCACGCUGGACUGUGAUGAACAGAUGACCGAACUCCACAUACUGUCAAAACACAAAGACGACAGCGUUUAUAUUUUGGUGCAUCACAAAGAAGCGCCUUACGGCGAGAUUUGGCGAAAGCACAUGGACAUGCUGAAGCAGGUGGCGGGUGAAAGCAAGAGUUCCCAAGCACAUGGCGAAGGAGAAAUCGGGAGGUUCACCCCGGGUCCUCGAGCUGCGGCUCCAGGGAGCGAGGGCAGCAGAAUGGAUUCUGGUCCUUUCUUCGUCUAUUUGGAGCUCCAAAAGGAUGACUCUCAAGACGGAGGUGGGCGGGUGCCUGACGAGGAAGAUCGUCUCCCAAGGACGGUGAUAAGGUUUUAUCAGAGCGGCGUAUUGAUGCAGGACGACUUUGCAGCACAUAUGGAAACAAUCGGCACACUUUGCCUAGUCAAAUGCAGGGAAAUUGUGAAGAUCGCCACCGAGGAGUUGAAUUCCGGGCAGGGUGGUCCUCAGAAGAGGACUGCACCCCUUCGUAUCAAAUGUCCUGGAGCUGUGUAUGGCAAGUGCGCUUCAACCAUCCAGGACUGGCACUGCGACGAGUGUUACGUUCAAGUGGAAUACGAUUGGAAUGGCCACGUAUCCUGUAAUUGCGGUCGCUCCCCUCUCCAGUAUCUCUCCUAUUUGUGCCGACACCCGAACCACCGUGAGCAGUACAUGCGAUACAGCCCGAUGGAUGACCUGACAACGGACCUGAACAAGCUGGAGAUGCGGAAGGAGAUCAACAUCCUGCUGCUGGGUGAGACGGGUGUGGGUAAGUCCACAUUCAUCAACGCCUUCGCCAAUUAUUUGAGUUUUGACGAGAUGGAACUUGCCAAGGAUGGCCUUAUGACACUGAUACCCUCGCAGUUCACGGUGUGCAAGGAGGAUGACUAUAACGGAGUACUGGUGUCCAUCGGCAAAAAGGACGACAACGAGGAAGCCAGUGCAGGCAAGUCCUGCACGCAAUCCUGCAAAGCCUAUCUGUUCAACUACGCGGAGUACCGGAUCCGUCUGAUCGACACUCCGGGCAUCGGUGACACUCGUGGCAUCGAACAGGACAAGAAGAACUUUGACAACAUCCUACGGUUCCUGAGCCAUUACAAGCUGAUCCACGGCAUCUGCAUCCUGUUGAAGCCCAACAAUGCCAGACUGAACGUUCUCUUCCGGUUCUGCAUCAACGAGUUGCUGUGCCAUAUCCACAAGAGCGCCAAGGACAACAUCGCUUUCGUCUUCACCAACGCCCGCUCCACCUUCUAUCGACCCGGAGAUACAAUGCCGCCAUUGAUGGAGAUGCUCAAGAAGGUCCGCCACUCGCCUCCCCACGUUGACAUUGAGCUGAGCAAGCAAACUAUCUACUGCUUGGACAACGAGUCCUUUCGGUUCCUGGCGGCCGUCAAUCAGGACCUAAGAUUUACCAAGCAGGAGACAGAAGACUUCGCGAGGAGCUGGACGGUGUCCGUCACUGAAUGUAGAAGGCUCAUUGAGUACAUAGUGAGUCGACCACCGCACCAAGUGCAGGACACCGUUUCCAUCAACGAGGCCCGUCGUCUCAUAUUGCAACUAGCGAUGCCACUCGGCGACAUCAGCAAGGUCAUCCAGAUCAACAAGAAGCUUAUUGAUGAGAAGAUGUCCGAAGAUGUGUCACACAUCAAGCACAUCUCGGAGCUCAGGAAGAUAUCGUUUGUACCAUGCGUGGAUCUGCAGUACGUCGAGCUCAAACAGCCACACACAGUGUGUGCGGCUGACUGCUGUCGAGAGGUCAUCACCGUGGGCGGCCUGGCGAAGUAUAAUUACAAGACUCGUUGUCACACCCCUUGCCACUUAACUAACGUGGAAAAGGAAACGCCAAACAACCCUGAAAUAAUGAGCUGCUGGGCAAUUCAACCGGAUGGGACGUGUCGUAAGUGUGGAUGUCAAUGGCAAUUUCACAUGCACGUCCUCCAUGAGACAACACUUGUUCAAUCCCAGCAGCGGGAUGACAGCGUCCACGAGAGGAUCACAACCCUGGAAGAGGCAAGAGCACGGCAUGGAAGGUUUAUUGCCCAGCUGAAGGAAAAGUCCGCGAAGUUGGAUAAAGAGCAAGAGACCAUAUCCAGGACCCUUGCACGAUUUGCUGUUUUCCUGAAGGCCAAUGCUAUCACGCCUUACAACGACUCAACGUUGGAGUACUUACGCCAUCUGAUUGACGAGGAGAGAGGCCUUCAGGAUGCUGGAAAGGGCAACUCUGCAGUUCUUGAAGGACUGACCAAGCUAAGGGCCGGCUAUGAGGAGGAGGUCAGAAUCCUUACCGCUGCCAUGAGUGAUCAUUCAGCGUCAUCAGCUUCAGGCCCUCGCAUUACUCCCGAGGAGAUCAAGAGGAGUGUUGAGCAGUUGUUUUCACUAGAGAUCAAUGGCGCAAACAUCAAGCUCGCAAUGAAGAACCUUGAGAAGGCCCACGAUAACCACCGCAUAGAAAUGAUGGUUUGGACUCUGAGGCCGGGUCUGAGGGCGAAGAAACCUCCUGGCGGGGAAAACGAUCAUCCACAUGGCAAGAACCAUUGGUUUCCUUUCGGCCGACAGGGAAGAAGCACAGACAGACAAGGCGGACGGGGGACAAAGCCAGCGGGCGCACGAGGACCAUACAAACCUGGAGGCAGCUACAGCAUGCCUGACUGGCCCGGCCACGUGGGAUUUCAAGGAGGUGCCAGCAGUUAUCAGUAUCGUGAAGAACCCCUGGGCUUCAAAAGACAUGGGGACGACUUUGGCAUGCAGCUACGGGGGGGAACUGAGAGUUAUAGUGAAGGCACCCGUUACAGGGAGGAUGACAAGGACACAUUCGACCAUUAUGGGGGAAGCGGGGUUUAUGGGGGUGAUGACCACGGGCAAGAAAGCGGGGACUGGUUUGGUGGCUAUGGAUAUGGCUUUGGUGGCGCUGGUAGAGAUGUUCAGAGACGAGAUGUAGAGUAUGGGAAUAACUCCUAUUCACCAUUGGCUGCCCGCACACCUCCAGGGUCACAGUACAAUGGUGUGGAGAGGUGGACGGAUGCUUUGGAAAGGCGGACCCAUGUAAGGGACUGCGGAGGUGCGUCUUCUCACACGACUCAAGGACAAUUGUACAAUAACGCGGGACGGAUGAUGCAUCUGGGGGAACACACAGGUGGCACUAGUGGAUGGGGAAGUGAGCGGGAAGGGAUAGGUGGCCCUAGUGGACGAGGGCGAGGUGAGCCUGCAACGACACCACCGUCAUCACAGGAUGUUGGCCAACAAGGCCGCAGCUCCCGGUUAAAAUCCCUGAUGAGAAAUCGGGGAUGAGCCUCAGCUUGCACCAACUGUGGGUCUGCUUGUGAUGGAAGGCAAGCAUCAGAACAAAACGGUAACCCAAAU